This is a messenger RNA of Metarhizium album ARSEF 1941, 1092 nucleotides long. RefSeq lists its product as uncharacterized. Bases 1 to 1092 code for a protein of 363 amino acids. Lineage: Eukaryota; Fungi; Ascomycota; Sordariomycetes; Hypocreales; Clavicipitaceae. The transcript has 3 exons. The record is from RefSeq and is a predicted model, not a curated record.
AUGGUUCCGCCCAGUGAGCGUGGCCCUGGAGAGGAAGAAGUCCCCCAUGUGCGCACGUAUUUCUACGCCGGGGGGGAGUAUGUGGAGGAUGGCAAAGGCAACCAUUUCCUGCACAACCAGAUGUACGUGGAGAAGCUGGUGCCUGCCCGGGGGGUGACACAGGCGUGGCCGAUCGUGUUGAUGCACGGCAACUGCAUGACUGGAGCGAACUUCCUCAACAAGCCCGACGGCGGGCGUGGCUGGGCAUCCAACUUCCUGGAGCAAGGGUACGAGGUCUACAUCCCGGACCAGCCGCUUCGCGCCCGCUCGGCAUGGCAUCCCGGCGACGGGGUGCCCUCGCCGGCGGCGUAUCCUGCCGAACUCCUGCAGGACCGGUUCACGGCGCCCCGGGUGUCAAGGCAGUGGCCGCAGGCUGCGAGGCACACGCAGUGGCCGGGGACGGGCAUGAUGGGCGACGCCGUGUUCGACGCCCUCUACGCCUCCACGGUGCAGUUCGUCAGCAACGAGGCGUGCCAGCAAGCGGCUGCGCAGAGGGCGGGCGCGGCGCUGCUGGACAGGAUCGGCAGACCGGCCGUCCUGCUCGGCCACAGCCAGGCGGGCGCGUAUCCGCCGCUGAUUGCCGACGCGCGGCCGCACCUCGUCCGGUCCAUGGUCCUCCUAGAGCCAAGGGGGCCGCCGUUCCAGGAGGCCGUGUUCAGUCGGAGGAGGUCCAAGCUGUGGGGGAUCUGGGACACGCCCAUGACAUACGAGCCCGCCGUGGGCGAUCCGGACAGGGACCUUGUCAAGGUCACGCACGCGCCAGUCUCGCCGGGGCUGGCGGAGCGCGUGCUGCAGGCGGAGGAUCCGCCGCCGAGGAAGCUGAAGAACUUGGUGCACAAGCCGAUGCUGGUGGUGACGGCCGAGGCGUCGUACCAUGCCGUGUAUGACUACUGCACCGUCGAGUUCCUGCGGCAGGCGGGUUGUGACAAGGUUGAGCAUCUGGAGCUGGCCGGCAUUGGGAUCCUCGGGAACGGGCACAUGAUGUUUCUGGAGAAGAACAGUGGCGAGAUUCAGGGAGCUGUUGAGCAGUGGAUUCAAAAAGCGGUGAAAUAG